ACCUCUACCCUUUACUCUCUGAUUAAAAAAGAUUAAAACUUUGGCUUCAACAACAUCUUUUCUUCAAUAGGGUUUAUUGGUUCAAUCUCAAUCUCAGUGUAAGUACUUUUCUCCUGUUUAUGCUGUCAACUUCUUGGAAUCAUUGCUUCAUACUCAGCUAAUCCUUGUUUUUUGUGUGUGUGGAGAGAAUCUAGGAAUCAUCGAGAGUGAUUUUCAGAGUUUUGAGGUAUUGGUUUUUUGAUUAGGGUUUAUGGGUAUGAUUGCAAAGUUGCAAAUGACCCUCCAAUAGUGUGAUAGUGUUAUUAGUUCACAAGGUUCAAAGUUUGAAACUUUGGUAGAAAAUUUGAGGUUUUGGGGGUUUUAAGGUUUUGGGGUGUUCUAGAUAUGAUCAAACAGAUGCUUAGUAAAAUACCACGCAGGCCUUCAAAAUCAUCUCACAGUGAUUUCAACGGUGAUGAAGGGGUGGUCAAUGAUGGGGUUGAUUCCAAUUUCACCUUUAAAUUCAAUUCAGCUUCUUCAAAAGUCAAAACCUUUGAAUUUCAGUUUGGGUGGGUCGGAUUCGGGGAAUUGGAGUUUUGUACUGCCCUCUACGAGUUCAGUAAAACAAACCAAGCUAAGAAAUCUGCUCCUGCAGUUGCAUCCCAAGUUAGUUCUGUAAUGGCUCAAAGUGUUUAUGAGGCUUUGCCGGCUUUUCGAGACGUUCCUAGUUCGGAAAAGCCGAAUCUUUUUAUCAGGAAGUUGAGUAUGUGUUGUGUUGUGUUUGAUUUUAAUGAUCCUGCCAAGCAUUUUAAAGUGAAGGACAUCAAGAGGCAAACUUUGCUUGAGCUUGUUGAUUAUAUUUCGUCUGUGAAUUCGAAGUUCAAUGAAGUGACAAUGCAGGAGGUCACGAAGAUGGUGGCCGCAAACUUGUUUCGAACUCUGCCGUCUUCUAAUCAUGAUGGUAAGGUUGCAGAUGCUUAUGAUGUUGAAGAUGAGGAACCCACGUUUGAACCGGCAUGGAGUCAUCUGCAGGUUGUGUAUGAAAUUCUCUAUAGGUUUGUGGCUUCAUCAGAGACAGAUUCGAAGCUUGCUAAAAGAUACAUUGAUUAUUCAUUUGUGUUGAAACUUCUUGACCUCUUCGACUCUGAGGACCAAAGAGAGAGGGACUAUUUGAAGACUAUUCUCCACCGCAUUUAUGGGAAGUUCAUGGUACAUCGGCCGUUCAUUAGGAAAGCUAUCAACAAUACCUUUUACCAGUUCAUGUUUGAGACAGAGAAACACAAUGGAAUUGCAGAGUUGCUGGAGAUAUUAGGCAGCAUAAUUAAUGGAUUCGCUCUGCCUUUGAAAGAAGAGCAUAAGCUGUUCCUUGUCCGUGCUCUGAUCCCUCUUCACAGGCCGAAGUGUGUCUCUAUGUAUCAUCAACAGCUUUCCUAUUGCAUUACUCCAUUUGUUGAAAAGGAUGUCAAGUUAGCAGAUACAAUUAGAGGCAUUUUGAAAUAUUGGCCCAUUACUAAUAGUUCAAAGGAGGUAUUGUUCCUUGGUGAACUGGAGGAAGUUUUAGAAGCCACUCAACCUGCAGAAUUUCAGCGCUGUGUGGUGCCAUUGUUUUGUCAAAUUGGUAGAUGCCUCAACAGCCUACACUUCCAGGGUUGGAUCCUGUAGGAACCCUUCGUUUCUAAGACUCGAACACUAAACCUCUGCUGCUGUUGAUAGGAGACUUAGCCCCAAGAUGAAAAGCUUGAUUGGUUGAAGUGGAAGGGCCUGAAAACUUGGUCCUAAUGGCAUGAGAAGUAGGUGUAAGGAAGAGAAGGAUACUCAAGAGAAGGAACAAGUGGAACUGCUUCAUGUUCAAUAUUUAACUAUAUGACUCAGGCUAAGAGGGACAAAAGGUGCAAAUGCAAAUUUGGUGUGGGCUAAGCUUGUUUAUAUAGACAAAUGGUUGGUCUUUGGCUCAGUUUUGUUUCUGUAAUAUGCUUAAUGCCACCACAUUUAAUUUGUGCUUAGUAUUAGUACAGUUUAACGUGAACGGACUUUUAUCUCUGUCCAAAUGAAGAAUUAUGUUUACUUUUUAA
This is a messenger RNA of Lotus japonicus, 2051 nucleotides long. Its product is annotated as serine/threonine protein phosphatase 2A 59 kDa regulatory subunit B' zeta isoform-like. Gene Ontology annotation, molecular function: protein phosphatase regulator activity. Gene Ontology annotation, biological process: signal transduction. Gene Ontology annotation, cellular component: protein phosphatase type 2A complex. Bases 385 to 1641 code for a protein of 418 amino acids. Lineage: Eukaryota; Viridiplantae; Streptophyta; Magnoliopsida; Fabales; Fabaceae. The transcript is spliced from 2 exons. The record is from RefSeq and is a predicted model, not a curated record.